Molecule: messenger RNA, 2749 nt
Organism: Patella vulgata (common limpet)
Lineage: Eukaryota; Metazoa; Mollusca; Gastropoda; Patellidae
Exons: 2
Coding region: 683-2011 (442 amino acids)
Source: RefSeq, a predicted model, not a curated record
UGUCAUAAGAGGGAAUAGACUCUGUCAUCAUGUCAAUAUAGAAUUAACUUUACGCAAUUUACCCAGGAUUUUUUUCCCUCUUAUUUUAUGUUAGUUGACGUAAUACAGUUCCGAGAAAAUUGCUAUUACCAUUUUUUUUUUCAAUAUUUAAUAAUGAUAUUGUCUGCAGAGUAAAGGAUGAUAUUAUAUGUUGGAUAACAUGGAACUAAUAUGCUUGGAUUUUAAAGUGUUUCCGCAAAAGUGUAGGAAAAAUUUGUGUCUUUAUACCCGGAAGUUUACAGACCUUGGAUAGAGGAAUAACGAAGACCUGCCAAUACAAAAUGUCAAGAGGGUUGUCCUCCAGAUUGAACAAGCAACACGGUGUCAACAGAAGUGAAAGAGAUUAGCUAAAUGUUAUCAAGUCGAGAUCGCUAAAACUCAAUAUCUUGACAAAUAUUGAACCAGGCUUUCUCCUGUUAUCGGCUAGUGUAUAGAAUACGUGCCAAUGUAUGCUGCACACUGUCUUCCUAUGUUUGGAUAUGCGACAAUUGAUGAUGGUUCUAGUUCCCAGCGCGCCAUUACUACAUCGAGUGUUUUCCGAUGUCUGAAAAGUCGGCGACCAAACAUGAAACUGUUUCCUUUACUUUUAUCCAAGAUGUCGUAUGUUGGUGGUUUGUAACGGAAACGGAAGGAAAGACGGGAAAUGUUUGUUCCUCAUGCGCGUGUGCGUCUCGUGGGCCUUCCAGAACAUGCCAGACGUAAACGUAGGCGGGUCGCUAGACGACGUUUAAAAUGUGCCGAAAUUUUACGAAUGCCGUGUCUGCUCCCAACAUUUGGUGCCAUAGUUCUAGGAAUAGUUGUGUUAGCUAGCGGAUGUAUGAUGAGCAUUAUGGGAUUUUAUCCCGGAACAAUUUCAGAUACUUUUCUAGCUCAAAAUAAUACCCAAGCGGUCCCUAUAGAAUACAAUGCUACGUAUUAUACACUAAAAUGUUUAUCUUAUUUAGGUCCAAUGUUGAUGGGUAUUGGGUUAUUUGUGAUAAUAGUGGCUGCUGUAUUAUAUUGCGAAAUCAUGGAUAAAUAUGUAAAUAUUGUGCCGGAUCAAAAUUCCAGGAAAAUUGGAAAAGAUGAAUUAUAUAAAAUGAUAAUGGAGCAAUUUAGGAAAAAUUAUUUUCGAGGUAUCGAAGUGCCUUUACAAAAACCUCACGCAGUGCUAAGGUCAAGUUCUGUGAAUAAAACUUUAUUUAAAGCGCUGAGUAUAAGUACGCCCGCCAUGCUUGUAACACCAGAAUUGACUAGUCCUUGGAAGAAAAGGCACAAAUCUCCACUUCCGGAUAGAAAGGUUAAAAAGUCGGUGAAAUUAAAAUUACUGGAAUGGGAAGAAAGGUGGCUUAAGACAUCGUCUCUUCCUAAUAUAAGACCUGUUGACAAUGACUCCACCGACGUAGAGUUAUCUUCAGACACAGGGAUAGCUUGUCGAGAGGAGUGUCUAAAAAUCAAAAGGAUGUCGCGUAGUUGUGGCAACGUGCCGGAAGUGUGCGAUGUGUCGGUCGGUGAAUUCUCGGAAAUGACCUCAUCAGGGUUAGAUAAUCCGGCCUAUAUUGCAGAUCCCGAAAAAGAGAAAUUACUGAAACCAAAAACAUUGCAAUUAUCCGAAAAUUAUAGAAGUUGUGAUCACAUACAAAAUGAUAAUGUUAAUAUUAAACGCGUUUCUGUGAUAGUACACAAGGCUUCCAUUCAUACGCCGCCUGAUCUUCAUACCGAUUUAGGCAAAAUGUACGUUAAAGGAAUCCGAGCAAUCAAAUCAUGUGACCAGGAGAGUUUCGAGGAGAACAAAUUACUGGAUAAUGUGCGGCAAACGGGUAAAUAUAAAAGUUGUCUUGGGUUAGUAAAUGGAGAGAAAUUCCGUUCUCACAAUUCAAUAAACGAUAAUUUGAAGCCUGUAAAAGUUAAAGAUGCUAAUUCAACCGAAUCGAUCACUCUCACUGAAGACAUGUUACGGAUAUUCGAUAUGGCGGAAAUGGCGCGUGUGUAGAAGCCACAUGAGUGUAAAAAAUCAGACGUUUCAUAUUACAUCGAUCAUUUUGGGGAAGAAGAAGGGUGCCUUUCCCCCGGGCAGCAAAUGUUGUAAUAGGUCUCUGAACACCGAUUAGGCCACAUCAAUGAUUUUCUCUUCUUCGGGGCCUUUAUAAAUAAAUAAAUAGCCCCUUGAAUCAAUCUGAUUAAAAUACAGAUCUAUAUUUCGUUUCGUUUUUUUAUACUUUCGAUCGUAUGACGUCAGACAUUUGAUUAACCAAUCACCAUUGAUGUUACUAGUGGAUUACCCACAGUUCCAUGCAAACCACGCCUUAAGCUCGCCGUAACAGACCGUUUCAUUGGCUAAUUCCUCACACCAUUCAGAACACGUCAAUGAUAACAACUCUUCCAGAUCCUAGUGUAGUAAAGACAAGUAAAACGAAAUUUUGAACUAUAAAAACGAAAAGAAAUAGGAUCUGUGUUUUAAUCAGAUUGCCUCUUGAAUGACGUGGAAGAUGUUUUGUUUCAAAUUUCAAAACUUAAAGAACAGUAUAGGUGUUAGCCAUUAUCACAUAUGUAAUAGAACUGGUUGAACACGUUCUAAAUAUAAUUUUGACACAGAGAUCAUUGCGUAACGAAGAUUUCAAGAAACGGAGGUGACAAAAGGAAAACACGAGUUAGGCCUAUCCUUCUAUAUAACUGACUGAAGUAACGAGCGACACAAAUACACGGGCGAAUUUCUGCUCACUAAUAAUUC